Molecule: messenger RNA, 4056 nt
Organism: Porites evermanni
Lineage: Eukaryota; Metazoa; Cnidaria; Anthozoa; Scleractinia; Poritidae
Source: the annotation of a GenBank genome assembly
AAUCCGUUCGGUGCUGUCAAUUGGCCUAAGGCUCACCGUGGUUCGCGUGUUGGCAGUUGCUUUGCUUGUGGUAGUUUCGGCCAUUUCAGGAAUCAGUGCCCCGUCCUUCAGGCGCAGUUUUCAGCUAGCCAACCUGGGAAACGUACGUGAUGGACUGGGAUGUUGGUGCACUCGUCGAGGACACAGAUAAGUUAAGGAACUUUGUUGAAGAUGAUUUUGACUUUUUUGAAUAUGUCGUAGUUCUACUAUCGUUGUAGCCCGUAGGCUAAAAUCUCAUAUUCAGUUUUGGCGUUCUAUAGGUGCCAGUCAAUUUAUUCUAGAUGUUAUCGAGCAUGGUUAUCGUAUUCCUUUCCACUCUACACCCCCUGUUAGUUUUUCUAAUAAUAAUACGUCAGCUUUGGCCCAUUCUGAUUUUGUUAACGAAGCUAUUUCCGAAUUGUUGGUUACCAAUGGCAUUUUUGAAUCGGAGGUCCUGCCCCAUAACGUCAACCCUCUUUCCGUUUCUAUUCAGUCAUCUGGGAAAAAGAGGUUGAUCUUGGAUCUUAGGUUUGUAAAUAAGCAUGUCUGGAAGCAAAAGGUCAAGUUUGAGGAUCUUAAGGUGUUUCGAUACAGUUUUUCAGCGGCGAUACCGAUAUUUUUCAAUCGCCUUAAAAGUGGUUUUUUCCUUGUCCGAUCGCUAUAAAAUUUUCACCAGUAAUUGCUUAUGGACUGAAAUAUGUGAAAAUGUAGUUUUAAAUAAAAUCGAUAUUACUAUGACAACAAUAAACAAAAAACUUUGAAAUUGAUAAAAGCCGAAUUUUGUGUGAUCUAGACCUGCUACUGAAAAUCCAACACUAGGAACUUAAAGUUUGGUGUUUAGCAAACAAUCUCCGUAAGAAGUAAAAAAUUCUGUAUGUUUGAAUUCGACUAAAACGAAAAAAUAUUUCAAACCUUAAACUUUCAAUAGCCGUGAUAGGUUAUUUAAUAAAAAUGUUACAAAUGACUCAAAUUAUUCUUAAGUAGCAUAAGAAUGAUGCUUAAUAUCAUAUUUUGAUGCUAGGAAAUUUUGGUGCACUUUCGUUCAUGCGAUCUUGAAAUCUAACCCGUUUUCUCACCAUCUGUAUAAGUGUAACUUCAUUCAGAAUUAGGACUUUUAGCGCUUUCUUGUAUAUCUCCAAAACGACUCGAACAAAUUUUUUUAAAAUCUCUUCACAUAAUCUUCAUAAUGUAUACAAAAAUGUCUGAAACUUUUAUUAAGAUUGAUUCACUGCAACACCUUGAAAUUUCAGGACAAACUUAUCCUACGAACCGGUCAAAAAUCUGCGUUACAACAUUCACUGUUUUGACGUUAUGCUAAUUUUUCCAAAAUAAUGCGCACUAUACAUACCUCCAGGGGAGGGGCCUUCAUAUCAGGUUGCUUUAGCCCAUUCCACCAGGGUUAAGACUGAUUUGGUUCGUUCUGGCUUUGUACCCAACCUCGAGAAAUCUGUUUGGGUUCCUACAUCAGUCCUUGAUUGGUUGGGUUUCACCGUUGAUCUUUUUCAGGGUUUGCUUUUUGUUCCGGGGAUAAAGCUCAAGCGGGUUGUUUCUGAUAUUGAUUCCCUUUUAGAGGCUAAUUGUUGCACCGCCAGGGAACUGUCCGCUCUUGCUGGUCGUAUUAAUUCUUUUCAACUAGCUGUAGGAAAUCUUACUACAUUGCUGACAAAGUUUAUUCAUAUGUCCAUCGUCCUUCAGCCUAGUUGGGACUCUUGGUUUCCUUUGUCCGAUUCUGUUAAAGAAGAGCUUUUUUUCUGGAAAGAGAACGUUCGGUGUUUGAAUGGGAGGCCCAUUGGGCGUCACUUUUCAUGUUCUCGUUCCAUUGUUUAUUCAGAUGCUAGUGACCUAGGGGUUGGCGGUGUUGUUAAGACCACCAGGGUGUUAUUUGUCAUCUUCCGUGGACUGCUAAUGAAAUGUUUCGCAGCUCCACGUGGCGUGAGCUUAAGGCAGUCUAUAUUUGUCUCUCUAGUUUUUCCGUAGUUUUGUCAGGGCGCGCAGUUCAAUGGUUCACGGAUAACCGCAACAUUCCGUCCAUUAUUCGCAACGGGAGUAUGAAGCGGGAUUUGCACGAAAUUUUCCUCUCUAUUUUUCAACUGGUUUUGCGAAAUGGUAUUGAUUUGCAGGUGGACUGGAUUCCUAGGUCUCUCAAUGAGCACGCGGAUGCCAUAAGUAGGAUCGUUGAUUUUGAUGACUGGGGUGUUUCGUUUGGAUUUUUCCACCAUGUAGACAACAUUUGGGGUCCACAUUCCGUAGAUCGUUUUGCCCAUUCCCAUAACCGCAAAUUACCCAGAUUCUUUUCCCGUUUCUGGAAUCCUGACUCGGAGGGGGUGGAUGCCUUUUGUUUUGACUGGGCGGGGGAGAAUAACUGGCUUGUUCCCCGGGUUAUUAGGCAUUUGUUUGUAUGUAGGUCUAUGGGCACUCUUAUUGUCCCAAAGUGGGUCUCAACUCCAUUUUGGCCCAUGCUCUUUGGUCCCCAUUCCUCCUUUUCCGUUUGCGUUAAAGAGACCAUUGUAUUUACCAAUGUUUCUAAUAUUUUUGUUCGGGGCUCUUCAGAGUCUAUUUUUGAUGGCCCUAAAUUUAAGUCUCAUGUAUUAGCCGUUUGUUUGUCGGCUUGUUAGAUUUGUUCUUCUAGGCUUAGUUUCCUUUCCGCAGUUACGUGUAGUUACCUUGUUUAGAAUAUAUUAAAGUGUGGUUUAUUAUUUUGAGUGAUUUGUUCUGUUUUUUCUUUUGCCUCGGUGGCAUUUAUGCGGGUCUCGGUGACCUUGUUUGUACCUUCACUGAUCCCGACGGGUCGUACCGUUACAUUUUUGUGUGACCUCGGUCAGUUUUUAAUCCUUCCAGGUCCCCCAUAUAUAUGGUCGAGUGCGCCUCGGUGGUCACUCUCUUGUUUCCUUAUGUACCUGUGUGAUAGUUGUAUCUACAUAUUACGCGCGUUUCCUUUUACCACUCCUUUUUUUCUCGUCCAUCUUUCCUUUUUUAAGUCCUUAGAUUGAAUCCAUAUGGUCUUCUGUUUCUUCUGUAUUUUCAGAUGUUUUCGCUAGCCCUAUGUGGGCUGAGCUUAACGAUGUCAAAGCUCCCUCCCUACGCUGCUUAGCAGAAAAGCUACCGGAGAUAGUCCUUGGUUCCAGGGCAGAUUCCACUACUCUCACCUACCUCAACGGUUUUAAGCGAUGGCGUGCUUGGGCCAACAGAUUUCCCGAGGUCGCAGUGCUACCUGCUACUCCGGCUUAUGUUUCUUUAUACCUGCUCAGUGUUCUCCAGGGUUCUAGUUCUCCUGCGCCGGCCCAGAACGCCUUCUAUAGCAUUCGCUGGGCUCAUGAAAUUGCUGGUUUCGACUCUCCUACCGAUCAUACACUUCCCCAGAAGGUCGUGGAGUCCGCUAAGAGAAGGCUAUUACACCUUACUUCCAAAAAGCUCCCCAUUAUACCCGAAAUUUUACAAAAGUUGUUUCACAGUCUCGAUGGAUCUUUGGUGGACACAAGAUUCAUGGCCAUGGCGUUAUUGGCCUUUGCGGGGUUCUUAAGAUUUGAUGAAUUGGCUAAUCUGAAGCUUAAGGAUUUAGCUCUGCAUGACACUCAUUUUGAACUUUUUAUAGAAAGCAGUAAAACUGAUCAAUAUCGCGAGGGCUCUAUUGUCCCCAUUGUCAAGUCUGGCACGGAUCUUUGCCCCUGGGGUAAUUUAGAGAAGUAUUUAUCGCAAGUCAAACUCACGUUACCGACAUCUUCCCAAGGUGGAGACGACUAUUUGUUCGGAAAUAUUCAAACCAAGUAUGGCUCUCAGUCCAUCCGCCCAGGCUCCAAACUGUCUCAUACAAGAUGUGGAGAAGUUUUAUUGAAGAAGAUUGCAGACGUAGGCUUAGACCCUAAAUCUUUCUCUUGGCACAGCUUCAGAAGUGGCGGUGCAUCUGCCGCCGCUAAUGGUGGUAUCUCUGAUAGAAUGUUUAAGCGCCACGGUAGAUGGUGUUCGGAAAACGCUAAAGAUGGUUACGUUGCAGAUUCGCUGGAGAGCCGAUUAGCGGUCUCUAUGUCCCUUGGACUGUAA